Molecule: messenger RNA, 2863 nt
Organism: Arvicanthis niloticus (Nile rat)
Lineage: Eukaryota; Metazoa; Chordata; Mammalia; Rodentia; Muridae
Source: RefSeq, a predicted model, not a curated record
CUGAGCCCGGCGGAGCCGGGCUGAGCCCCGCGAGCGCACAGAGCCCCGAGGCCUCGGCUGCCUCCUAAACUUUUCAAAGUCGGCCCGCGGCCCGGCCGGCCUGGGCUCUGAGCUCGGCCGGGAGGACUCCAGGGACCAGGAGGAGGACCCGGAGGACCAGUAGGAGGACCCGGAGGAGGAGGGGCCGCCGCAUCAAAGACACCGGCUUCCCGCGGCCCGGGGGCGAGCCAUGCGCGGCGGUCGGUAAUGUCAGCGGAACAGGACAAGGAGCCCAUCGCGCUGAAGAGAGUUAGAGGUGGUGACGGUGGACUGGAUGGGUUAGGAGGGCCCAGUAUACAACUAGGAAGCCCAGAUAAGAAAAAACGCAAGGCCAGCACACAGGGACCUUCCUUUCCUCCGUUGUCUGAGUAUGCACCACCGCCAAACCCAAACUCCGACCAUCUAGUGGCUGCCAAUCCUUUUGAUGACAGCUAUACCACUAUUUCCUAUAAACCAUUGCCUUCAUCCAAUCCAUAUCUUAGCCCUGGGUAUCCUGGCUUUGGAGGCUACAGCACGUUCAGAAUGCCACCCCACGUCCCUCCAAGAAUGUCGUCUCCCUACUGUGGUCCUUACUCACUCAGGAAUCAGCCACACCCAUUUCCUCAGAAUCCUUUGGGCAUGGGCUUUAACCGGCCUCAUGCUUUUAACUUUGGGCCACACGAUAAUUCGAAUUUUGGAAACCCACCUUAUAAUAACGUACUGACUCAGGACAUUAACAUGCCUGGUCAGCAUUUUAGACAAGGCUCUGCUGAAAACUUUAGUCAGAUUCCCCCGCAGAAUGUUGGCCAAGUAUCCAACCCUGACCUGGCAUCUAAUUUUGCCCCUGGAAAUAAUUCAAAUUUUACCUCUCCGUUAGAAUCGAAUCAUUCGUUUAUUCCACCCCCAAACGCGUUUGGUCAAGCAAAAGCUCCGCUUCCCAAACAAGACUUUCCUCAAGGGGCAACCAAAACCACGAAUCAGAAUUCUUCCACUCACCCACCUCACUUAAAUAUGGAGGAUCCAGUCAAUCAGAGUAACGCCGAGUUAAAAAAUGCCAACAGAAACAACGUUGUCCAAGAGAACAGCCGUUCGGGCAGCGCAGAGGCCACCAACAACCAUGCGAAUGGGACCCAGAACAAGCCCCGGCAGCCCAGGGGCGCGGCUGAUGUGUGCACCACCGACAAAAGCCGGAAGUUCUCCCUGCACCCCAGCCGGCAUGGCCAUUCAUCUUCUGACCCCGUGUACCCGUGUGGGAUUUGUACAAAUGAAGUGAAUGACGAUCAGGACGCCAUUCUGUGUGAGGCCUCUUGUCAGAAGUGGUUUCAUCGCAUCUGCACUGGAAUGACGGAAACAGCCUAUGGGCUCCUGACAGCUGAAGCAUCCGCAGUGUGGGGCUGUGACACGUGCAUGGCUGACAAGGAUGUCCAGCUGAUGCGCACUAGAGAGGCCUUUGGUCCACCUGCCGUGAGCGGCGAUGCCUAAGCACGGCCGUCAGCUCACGUGGGUUCAUUUUUCUGUGUAGAACAGAGAUUUGGUGACAUAGGAUCUUAAUGUUUGACAUUAUUUUUUUAAAUGCACACACAAAAAUAUUACAUUUUAGUUCUUACUAGCAUAAUGCUUCAUUUUAUUGUUUUUAUUUGUUGUCUUAAAAUGAGAUUAAUGUGGGGGUUGCAGUAGAGACAUUUAUAAAUAAAUGUUCAUUGUUAUUUAUCAUAAACAGAAAAGCCUCUUGAAGCUUCAAAAUAAUAUAUGACAAAAAUAGGCAGGUUGCAACUUUUAAAAAGUUAGAGUCAUUGAAAGAUGUAUAUUUCAGUGCUAAGCUUUGACUGUGUGAACGUACAUAUUUGGUUCAAGAGUAGACCAAUUUAAUGUGUUCUCUGAAUACACUCUGUGUGGGGAUAACAUAGGGGAAUGUGUAUCUUUAAUGGAUUUUAAAUGUUUGGGUUUUUUUUUUCUUUAUUGUUAGAAUUUGACACCUGAUUCUUCCUCUGCUAGAGUCUUUGGAAUAUGUGAGUUUCAUUGUUCACAUCUUUCCAGGUAGCAUUUGCUAAUUAACUGGUGGGUUGUGCCACAUGAAGUUGCUAAUAUCAGCUCACUGAUUUUAGUAAAGUUGGCAUAACAUGUUUCCACUUGUGUUGUUUAGAAUUAUGCUGGCAUUGUGUCCUAAUUUUUAAAAUUAUUCUUGUUUCUGUUAAUGUUCUCCAUAUAAUAAUGCAGUGUCUUCAGAAUUGUGAACACUUUCUUCCACAUGCUUCUAAACCUGGACAGCUUGCAAAGACAGGGACAGAAGUGGUGGUGUGGUCUUACAGGGCUCUGCUGCUCUGAGAACUAAGUACUGGUGGUUGGAGGAAUGUUCUGGAGAUCUGAGUCUGUAAAAUGGACCUCAGGGAAGUUCAAACUCCAUUUUAAGUAAAGGCUAGUGAAGAGCAAAGGUCAAAGCUUUCUUGGGGCUGUGCUUCAGGCUUCGUGGUUUCUACUGUGUGAGAAGGCAUGGCACCCAAGAGGACCUCACCUCCAAAGGGAUGCUCUAAGAUCCUCCAAAGUGACACAGAUACUUUAGGAGAAGAUCAUAGCCUGUGACUUCAGUAAACAAAUGGCGUGUGUGACAGUAGGUAGUAAUUUAGACAAUGGUGGGGUAUUGAUGACCAUCCGUAAUAAUGUUUUGACAUUCAUUAUCAGUAUGACCAUAAAAAGUUCUGAAUAUGGGACUGGUGGCGAGGCACUACAGGAGCCCCUGCUGCUCUUGCUGAGGACCUGGAUUCGGUUUCCAGAAGCCACAGUGGUCAACUUACCCACCCCUAUCUCCAGCUCCAGGGAAUCUGAUGCCCUCUUCUGGCCUUUAUAG